Molecule: messenger RNA, 4080 nt
Organism: Larimichthys crocea (large yellow croaker)
Lineage: Eukaryota; Metazoa; Chordata; Actinopteri; Sciaenidae
Gene: pcdh20
Product: protocadherin 20
Exons: 2
Coding region: 101-2767 (888 amino acids)
Biological process (GO): homophilic cell-cell adhesion
Cellular component (GO): plasma membrane
Molecular function (GO): calcium ion binding
Source: RefSeq, a predicted model, not a curated record
CUCAGCAGACGUCUGCGCUGCUCAACACUCAAAAUGCCUACGUUACUUAAGCGGUCACUCUUCCUGCUAUGAGUGGAAAGUGCUGGACUAGGACAUAAACAUGUUCAACAGCAGACACACCAGCCUCAGAAAAAGAGGAGGAAUAUGGGGAUUAUUCAUCCUCAUGCUUUACACCAGCCCUCAUUGCUGUUUUGCAAAUUUCAGCCAAGCAAAAGAGCUCAUCUAUAAGAUAAAGGAGGGAUUACCCAAGGGGACCUUCAUCGGGGCCAUUGGAGUAGACUUAAAUUUGGAUUUCACUGUUGAGCCCCCCUUUUUAUUCAAUCUGCCACAAAAGAAGGUCAGUGAACAGUAUGUGAACCUAAAUAAUACCAACGGGGAGCUUUACACAUCUGCUACAGAGAUUGACAGGGAGACCCUCUGUCCUGAUAACGCAGAGGGACAGCAGUGUGUCCUCUCAUUGGAUGUCUUUGUUUUGCCUCAGCAGUACUUCCAGCUGAUCAAAGUAAAGAUUUUUAUCGAGGAUGUGAAUGACAACAAACCAAAGUUUCCGGUGAAUGAGAUCUGUAUCUCUGUCCCAGAAAACACACCCAUCAAUGCUCGCUAUGCAGUGGAGCAGUCUGCAGUUGACCCUGACCUGGGUCUUUACGGAGUGCAGACCUACUGGCUUGUUAAUGACUUUGGGGUUUUCACAUUGGACGUGGAGGAAAAUGAUGGGGGUGAGCUGACACCCUUCCUCAUUGUGACAGGGGCUUUGGACAGGGAGACCCAGGCUGAAUACAUUACAGACAUCAUUGCAGAGGAUGGAGGGACCCCUCCUGAACUCGGUGCGGCUACCUUAAAAAUUGUCAUCACAGAUGUAAACGAUAACUGUCCCCAAUUCACACAGUCACAAAUUAAUGUUACUCUGUAUGGGAAUACCACCAAAGGGGCACAUUUGGCACGUCUGCAUGCGCUUGAUCCUGACCUUGGUGCUAAUGCUCAGAUCAGCUAUGCUUACAGUGAACGUGUGCCAAGGGACACUAGGAGCUUGUUCCAUUUGGACAAAAUCAGAGGGGUGAUCAAGCUAGCAGCAAAAAUAGACACUGGCACAGCCACAUUUUACAAACUCACUAUUCUGGCCAUUGGACCUGGUUGUAUUCCUGCUGUUGCCACUGUUACUGUCAAUAUUAUCAAAGUUGUUACAGGACCCCCUGCUGUUAUACCUCGAUACAUUGCACCAGAAAAAGAUGGCGUGGUGACAAUAAAGGAGUCUGAGCCAGCGUUCUCUCCAAUAGCUUUUUUUACUGUCAAAAACAUUGAUGUGAACCAAAGGGUGGACUGCCAUUUGGAAGGGACUGGGCCCUUCAGGCUUGGCCCCUAUAAGCUGUUAAAGAAUGAAUAUCUGCUGGAGACUACAGAGGCCUUGGACUAUGAAAAGACACAGGAGUAUGAGCUAAUUGUGGUUGCUAAGAAUACUCAAGGCAUUCUCAUUAAGACCUUCCUUAAGGUGCAGGUAUUGGAUGAGAAUGAUAAUGCACCAGUGUUUGAUCAGGCUUUAGUGAAAAUAUCUGUGGAGGAGAACAACCCGCCAAAUACCUUCCUGACCCAACUUCAAGCGACAGACCAGGACAGCGAAAGCCGAGGUGAAGUCAUCUACCUCCUUGGAGGUGAUGCCCCAGGGAUCUUUCUUGUGGAUCGUGUUACCGGUGUCCUGACUGUGGCCACAUCUCUAGACCGCGAGGAGAAAGAGACAUACCGGUUCAUUGUGAGAGCAGUGGACCAGGGGACACCCAGGAGGGAGUCAAUUGCAACUGUGGUGUUGACCGUGCUGGACCGCAAUGACAACAGUCCACGUUUCAUUAAUAAGGAUUUCACAUUCUUUGUGCCAGAGAAUUUUCCGGGUUACGGUGAGAUCGGCAUCCUCUCUGUGACAGAUGCUGAUGCUGGGGAAAAUGGCUGGGUCGCCCUUUCCAUCCUCAACGGCAGUGACAUCUUUUUGAUUGAUACAGGCCGAGGGACUCUAAGGGCUAAGACUUCACUGGACCGUGAGCAACAAGGGACAUACCAGCUAUGGAUUGAGGCCGUUGAUGGCGGGGAGCCUGCACUUUCCUGCAUUACUUUGGUGACCGUGCUUUUGUUGGAUGUAAAUGACAACCCACCCAUUGUUCUCUUCCCUCAGUCCAAUCAGUCUUACAUGCUAGUACUACCCAAUACACUACCUGGAACAUCAAUCACAGAGGUCUAUGCUGUGGAUAAGGAUACAGGCAUGAACGCUGUGAUCGCCUAUAGUAUCAUAAAGAGGAAAGGUGGCGAACCAGGGUCUUUUGAUAUUGACCCAGAAACAGGAAAUAUCACUUUAAAAAGGGAGCUCAGCAACCGUGGGCUCUACAGCCUUCUGGUGAAGGUUAGUGAUCAUGGUCAGCCUGAACCACUUUACUCAACAGUCAUGGUUAACUUCUUUGUCAAUGAAACAGUGAGCAAUGAGAGCUACAUCCAGAGUCUACUGACCAGAGAGGCUGACAUUGAGGUAGAGGAAAGGCCCUGGUACGUUGGCCAGAUGAGAGAGGGACCUGAGAGGUAUGAGCUGUUCCCCUGUCAGCUUGUCCUCAUUGUUCUUUCAGUGAUAUGCGUAGUGCUGUUCUCUCUGGUUGUUACACUGAUAUCUUACAUAUGUUGUAAGAGAUUUAAAAAGCACAGAAAGAAAAGCUCAGAAGUGGAGAUACCUUUAAAAAAGAACGAUUCAAAAUAUGUUGUGAACAGAAAGCUCAGGCAAAUCUCAAACAUCUGAUAUUCAGUUGUCUACUCACCCAAAACUACUACGGUUUACAUGAAUGUUUACAAAACUCACUGUGAGAAGUGUAGUUCAUAUAUGAAGUUGCUCUUUUUGCUUUUGUAAAAUUAUUGUUAUUACUGCAUUAGAUUGCAAUUUGACAUAUAUGCCAUGAGAUUCUUUUCUUAAAAGGGGCACACAGAACCAUUCUCUACUCUAAUUUGUAUAUAUCUAUGAACCAUGACAGUGAUGUGAAGUCAAGCCAGAUAUGUAAGAAAACCAAAGUAAGUAAGUAAUAAAUAAUUAGACUUGGCAUUGAAGUAAUAACAGCUUUAUUACAAAGUCAUUAGAGCAAUUCAUUAACGGUUACUCAGUCUAAGGUUCUAUGUAAAUAUUGUACAAAAUGUUUUAGAACUUUAUGUAAAACUUUUGCAUUGCAUGAAAAGGACAAAAGACAGUUCAAGGCACAACAAAUGUUUCUUUAUUAUUGUUUAAUAAAUUUGUAGACUACCCCGCACAGUUACAAAUAUCAUGGAAAUAAGAUAACACUUUGACAUUGGAUACAUCUGGAAUUAUAAUCUAUUUAUUUAUUUUUUUUAAAUAUAUCUUUAGCUAUAUUCAUAAAGUAACUAUACAUUUCAAAAAAGGAUUGAUACAGAAAAUGUAACUCAAAAUGUAUUACUUAUUUAAGGCAUUACAAUUCUGCUAUAUUUGAAGAGCACACUGUGUCAGUGCACAGUGAGCAGUCAAAUUAUAUAAUGGUGUUGUAUAUAUAUGCACUCCAUGUAUGUGACCUGUCAAAGAAUUACGUAUGAUGAGCAUGACAAUCCAUUUCUGAAACUCAAUAGAAACAAUAGAUCAACCAAAAACAGAAACCUAACUCAAUUGCCACUUAUUAGUUUCUUUAAAUUGCUUCUCACAGUGUUCUUAAGCUCAGUUGUAAUGGGGUGUUGUGCAUUCCAUGAUAUAUACAGUAUAUUAUAUAUGAGUGAUAUACUAUGAGAUGAGGUUGAGAGCUCCAGAAAAAGUAAGUGGACCUUGAGCAGAAGAUUUUUCUUGCCAAAAUUCUGUAUGAUGGCUAACAGCAUGUUUAGUAACCAGAUGUCCCACUUUCUGUGAAUGGUAACAGAAGUUACAGAUCAUGUAUAUGAAACCUUUAAAUGCCAUCUCAGUAUGGCAAAGAGUCAAAUAUUUUUACCACACAGAUUAACUUGAAUUGUGUCCAAACCUCUUUGUUGUUAAACUGCUUCAACAUUAAUCAUGCUUCUUUAUACAGUCAUGCAAAUUUCAAUAUGUCUGUGAAAACAUGCUUUUUUCAAGUGUUUGUGAAA